Melanotaenia boesemani (Boeseman's rainbowfish) is the source of this 2243-nucleotide messenger RNA. It is a transcript of the gene spns1, whose product is annotated as spinster homolog 1 (Drosophila). The coding region runs from base 234 to 1751 and encodes 505 amino acids. NCBI's taxonomy places the organism in Eukaryota, Metazoa, Chordata, Actinopteri, Atheriniformes, Melanotaeniidae. The transcript is spliced from 13 exons. Gene Ontology annotation, biological process: transmembrane transport. The record is from RefSeq and is a predicted model, not a curated record. Gene Ontology annotation, molecular function: transmembrane transporter activity. Gene Ontology annotation, cellular component: membrane.
AGUUGGGUCAGAUGUGUCAUGGCGGCGGCAAAGCAACGUCAUUUCUGAAGCGUUCAGCGGCAAACAUUCAGGUUUUUAGCUGUUUAUUCCCUCACAGGGCUGUCGGACAGAGUUUUAACCGGAAUUCGUUAACAUGGGCCGCCAUUGACUUUUUUAACCCAGUGAGAAGAUUUAAAGCGGCAGCAGAAGGAAGACAGAAGCGUCAACCCUGAUUCAUCCUCACAGCUGCAGCCAUGUCUCUGGGCAACCACACGUCGGACUCGGCGUCGUUCUUCUCCUCCGACAGCGAGGCAGAGGGUCCGGAGGAUCAGGGCGGGACAGCUCAGCAGCAGGAGGAGGAGGCGUCCAGCGGCGUGUCCACAGUCCGGGCGCUGCUGACCGUCUUCAUCCUCUGUUACAUCAACCUGCUCAACUACAUGGACAGGUUCACCGUGGCAGGCGUCCUCCCUAACAUAGAGCACUACUUUGGGAUCGACGAUGGGAAGUCGGGCCUACUACAGACAGUUUUUAUCUGCAGCUACAUGUUCCUGGCUCCGGUCUUUGGUUACCUGGGCGACAGGUACAACAGGAAGUACAUCAUGAGCGGCGGCAUCUUGUUUUGGUCCGUGGUGACGCUUGCCAGCUCCUUCACGCCUAACCAGCAUUUCUGGGCCCUGCUGUUGACCCGCGGUCUGGUCGGAGUCGGGGAGGCCAGUUACUCCACCAUCGCUCCCACCAUCAUCGCCGACCUCUACGUCAAAGGGAAGCGGACCAACAUGCUCUCCAUCUUUUAUUUCGCCAUUCCUGUAGGCAGCGGUCUCGGUUACAUCGUGGGCUCUCAGGUCGGUUACCUGGCGAAUGACUGGCACUGGGCCCUGCGGGUGACUCCGGCUUUGGGACUGAUUGCUGUGCUGCUGCUGCUCUUUGUGGUCCAGGAGCCCAGAAGAGGCGCCAUCGAAGCCCGACCGGAGCAGCAGCUGCACCAGACCAGCUGGCUGAUGGACCUGAAGGCUCUGUGCAGGAACCGCAGCUUCAUGCUGUCCACCUUCGGCUUCACGGCGGUGGCGUUUGUGACGGGUUCUCUGGCCCUCUGGGCUCCAACCUUCCUCUUCAGAGCCGCCAUCUUCACCGGAGAGAGACCUCCCUGUGAUGAGGCUCAGUGCUCCUCCAAAGACAGUCUGAUCUUCGGGAUCAUCACCUGUGUCACAGGUGUGCUGGGCGUGGCCAGCGGCGUGCAGGUGAGUCGGCAGCUGAGGACAAGGACGCCUCGAGCCGACCCGCUGGUGUGUGCCGCCGGCUUGCUGCUCUCGGCUCCGUUCCUGUACCUGGCCAUCGUCUUCGCUGAGGGCAGCACUAUCGCCACAUACGUCUUUAUUUUCCUCGGGGAGACCUUCCUCUCCAUGAACUGGGCCAUCGUGGCCGACAUUCUCCUGUACGUGGUUGUUCCAACUCGUCGCUCCACAGCUGAGGCCCUGCAGAUCGUCGUCUCUCACCUGCUGGGAGACGCAGGAAGUCCAUACCUGAUAGGAGUGGUUUCGGACUCUCUGAGGAAAACGGACUCUUUCCUCUGGAAGUUUCGGUCUCUGCAGCUUUCUCUCCUGCUCUGCUCCUUCGUGGCCGUGGUGGGCGGAGCUUUCUUCCUCGGCACCGCCCUCUUCAUCGAACAGGACCGUAAUCGGGCGGAGAGCUACGUCCCCUCAGAUGACGAGCCCAUCGUCGUACCGAAGAGUGGGCGGUCCACCCGGGUGCCGGUGUCCAGCGUCCUGAUCUGAUUCCAGGAUCCGGAGGAUGGCUGGUUUGUUUCACCUGCUGCGCAGAGACGCUUCUUUUUUUUUUUCUUUUUUUUUAACACUUUUUAUUCACGUUACAUUUCUAAGAGCUCCAUGUCGGAGAGCGUGGCGUCGGAGGAAACCUUGUCAUUUAUUAAGCCACCAGACGACUUCGACGUGGAUCCUCUGAUCUGGGAUCAGCCUCAAACAGGAAGAAGCUUCAUUUAUUACUUUUACUUUAACUACGACCUCCUGCAGCAGAGAGGAAAACACCCACCCAGAAAUCUUUUUAUUCCUUCAUUCGUCCCGCUUCCUCCAAGGAACUUUUUACUUCCAGGAAAAUUCCUCUUUUUAUUCAUCUGGAAACAAACUGCAGGAGCUUCAUUUCAGCAACGGUUCUUAUUUAACAAAAAAAAAAACUUUUAAAUGGAAAAUGAAUGUUAACCUCUGAUUAUUUUAGCUUAUUUUUGUGAACUAUUAAAGGAGAUUUAACUU